CUUGUGUUUUAUGUACCAAACUCAAAAAUCAAACUAAUAUGGCUUCCUUUCGCUUCCUAGUGUUGCUUCUUAUUGUUCUCAUUGUCAUCCCUCAGGGUCUUGCACAACCUGAAUGUGAACCAAUUGGAUAUGGAGCACGGGAUCCUUCUUUUCGACCACGACGACCACCAGGAAAUAAGUUACCGGUGUACACACCUUCGAUGAAAAAGGCGUCGGUUGAAAAACCACCGGUAAAGAAACCACAUGUCUGCAAACCACAGGUUGAGAAGCCUUGAUAUUAGAAGCCGCGUCACCAUUUCUAAGGAAUGCUAUUAAGAAAAUAUGCCCUAAUAAGUGAUAUGUACGUAUAGUUCCUGUCCAUGAAAAUAAGUAAACAAUAUAGUGAUGUAUAUUGGCAAGAUAGGUAUUGCGAGUGUAAAAUGGAGCAACAGAAAAUGGUGGCUUUUGUACUACAAAUUAAUAAUAAGAACUUUAUGGUUUAGUUGUUCUA
Molecule: messenger RNA, 490 nt
Organism: Medicago truncatula (barrel medic)
Lineage: Eukaryota; Viridiplantae; Streptophyta; Magnoliopsida; Fabales; Fabaceae
Product: repetitive proline-rich cell wall protein
Exons: 1
Coding region: 39-275 (78 amino acids)
Source: RefSeq, a predicted model, not a curated record